GAGCCGGCAGAUUAAGCGAAUUCAGGGGGACGCGAGAGCCCUGGCGGCGCGAUGAACGCCACCCACCAGCGCGGGAUGCACACUUCUCUGCACUUCUGGAACCGCAGCAGCCUGGGACCGCACCGCAACGCCAGUGAGUCCCUGGGAAAGGGCUACUCGGAUGGAGGGUGCUACGAGCAACUUUUUGUCUCUCCUGAGGUCUUUGUGACUCUGGGGGUCAUCAGUUUGCUGGAGAAUAUCCUAGUGAUUGUGGCAAUAGCCAAGAAUAAGAAUCUGCAUUCGCCCAUGUACUUUUUCAUCUGUAGCCUGGCUGUGGCUGAUAUGCUGGUGAGCGUUUCCAACGGAUCAGAAACCAUUGUCAUCACCCUAUUAAACAGUACAGACACUGACGCUCAGAGUUUCACAGUGAAUAUUGAUAAUGUCAUUGAUUCAGUGAUCUGUAGCUCCUUGCUUGCGUCAAUUUGCAGCCUGCUUUCAAUCGCAGUGGACAGGUAUUUUACUAUCUUUUACGCUCUCCAGUACCAUAAUAUCAUGACGGUUAAGCGGGUUGGGAUCAUCAUAAGUUGCAUCUGGGCAGCUUGCACCGUCUCGGGCGUUCUGUUCAUCAUUUACUCAGACAGCAGUGCUGUCAUCAUCUGCCUCAUCACCAUGUUCCUCACCAUGCUGGCUCUCAUGGCUUCUCUCUAUGUGCACAUGUUCCUCAUGGCCAGGCUUCACAUUAAGAGGAUCGCAGUCCUCCCGGGCACUGGCGCCAUCCGCCAAGGCGCCAACAUGAAGGGCGCCAUCACCCUGACCAUACUGAUCGGCGUCUUUGUCGUCUGCUGGGCCCCUUUCUUCCUCCACCUGAUCUUCUACAUCUCCUGUCCCCAGAACCCAUACUGUGUGUGCUUCAUGUCUCACUUUAACUUGUAUCUCAUCCUGAUCAUGUGUAACUCCGUCAUCGAUCCUCUGAUCUAUGCACUCCGCAGUCAAGAACUGAGGAAAACCUUCAAAGAGAUCAUCUGUUGCUAUCCCCUCGGAGGCCUCUGUGACUUGUCCAGCAGGUAUUAAGUGGG
Molecule: messenger RNA, 1055 nt
Organism: Otolemur garnettii (small-eared galago)
Lineage: Eukaryota; Metazoa; Chordata; Mammalia; Primates; Galagidae
Gene: MC4R
Product: melanocortin 4 receptor
Exons: 1
Coding region: 52-1050 (332 amino acids)
Biological process (GO): G protein-coupled receptor signaling pathway
Cellular component (GO): membrane
Molecular function (GO): melanocyte-stimulating hormone receptor activity
Source: RefSeq, a predicted model, not a curated record